Messenger RNA from Haliotis rufescens (red abalone), 941 nucleotides. RefSeq lists its product as uncharacterized. The coding region runs from base 140 to 829 and encodes 229 amino acids. NCBI's taxonomy places the organism in Eukaryota, Metazoa, Mollusca, Gastropoda, Lepetellida, Haliotidae. The transcript has 6 exons. The record is from RefSeq and is a predicted model, not a curated record.
AGGACAUGUAUGUAUAAUAUGUAACAUUCGGCCCUAGAUAUCUACUAACAGCCAACAUCGAAAACUGGUACCGUCCAGAGCCUCACUACUACCUGCCUCAGAGAACAUCCUCUUUGCCUGUACGUAAGGACUUGCAACAAUGCUGCUGUUCGUCGCUGGUCUCAUCACCAUGUCGUGUCUCACCCUGUCAGUGCUCAACGCUGAUGAUGGUAGAGACGCCCUUCUAUACCAAGUGGACAUCUUCCUGCCCCCUAAGAAGGGGAGGGAUGAGACAGCGGAUAUACUGCACAUUAAGGAGACAGUGAAAGAUCUAUCUGACAUCGAUGUCCUUUUUUCAUUUAAGGAGCUCGGGAAUCCACGGAUUAUUCUUGUUCUUGAUGUGGAGAAAGCAUGCAGUUGGUCCCAGCUGACAGAUUUUCUAUUAAGCAAGGGAUAUGAGUACCGUGUCACAUCCCUCUAUCACGUGAGUGACUUCGCACAGGAACUCGGUGUCAACCUGACCAGUGAUUUAUGGGCAACAUCUUUCGAGAAUCAUCGCCUUGUGAUGGGCAGAGUGGUCUAUCCCGAGAGAGGCUUGUCAACACUGGAAUACAACGAAAUGCUUAAAUGGACGCUUGAGAGAGAUGCUGCCAUAGUCAGGUUCGGCCAGCAAAUGGCAGUGUUCAGAACUCUGGCAGAUUACCCGCUUGAGCUGAUCUACUUCGGACCAGCUACCCAACAUCGCGUUGAAGAAUAUGAGGAAUAUGUGCAUCGAGCAAGAAACUAUGAGGAUGUAGUUACUGGAAUCGAAAACCUUGAUUAUUACACAGGACAGUGCCAAGGAGACUAAUGUGUUGAGAAACGCUGUGUAGAAUUGAUCGGUUAAUGAGUUAACAUGUUUUAGUACAAUUAUUAGAACUCAUUAACUGAAUUCUUUCCAAUAAAGCUCUCAGCAAAUGCAA